This is a messenger RNA of Drosophila serrata, 1563 nucleotides long. RefSeq names its product achaete-scute-like protein asense (gene ase). Lineage: Eukaryota; Metazoa; Arthropoda; Insecta; Diptera; Drosophilidae. Gene Ontology annotation, biological process: positive regulation of transcription by RNA polymerase II. The record is from RefSeq and is a predicted model, not a curated record. Gene Ontology annotation, molecular function: DNA-binding transcription factor activity, RNA polymerase II-specific; protein dimerization activity; RNA polymerase II transcription regulatory region sequence-specific DNA binding. Gene Ontology annotation, cellular component: RNA polymerase II transcription regulator complex.
AUGGCCGCCUUGCCCUCGCCGCCCACCAAUGCAGAUGCCGAAGCCCAUGCCAAUGCCAGUGAGAGCAAGGAGAACCCCCAAGGACAGGGACCAGGACUCAAGGCCACUCUCAAGCCCUUCGGCAAGAUCACCGUGCACAAUGUCCUCAGCGAGAGCGGUGCCAAUGCCCUGCAGCAACACAUUGCCAAUCAGAACACGAUCAUCCGCAAGAUCCGUGACUUUGGCAUGCUCGGAGCUGUCCAGAGUGCGGCGGCGGCCCAAGCGCAGGCAGCGUCCUCGGCGAAUGGCAACGGUGGCUGCACUCCCCUGUCCAGGAAGCGCCCCCUUGGGGAGUCCAAGCAGAAUCAGCAGAAUCAGCAAAACCAGCAACAAAAGCCGCUGCCCGCCGCCAAGAGGAGCAAGUCCGCGCUGAAGAAACUGCAGGCCGAGAAGACGCCAAAGACGACGCCCCAAAGGGGCUUGACCAAGGUGCAGCGGCAGGUGGAGCAGCGGCUUGUGCCAGAGCAGGAGCACCAGGGAUCGGGGAUGUUGGUGGCGGCAGUGGGAGGAACGCCCGGCCGGAAGGGCCUGCCCCUGCCGCAGGCCGUGGCGCGAAGGAAUGCCCGGGAGCGAAACCGCGUCAAGCAGGUGAACAACGGAUUCGCCCUGCUCCGCGAGAAGAUACCCGAGGAGGUGUCCGAGGCCUUCGAGGCCCAGGGCGCCGGGCGGGGGGCCAGCAAGAAGCUGUCCAAGGUGGAGACCCUGCGCAUGGCCGUGGAGUAUAUCCGGAGUCUGGAGAAGCUGCUGGGCUUCGAUUUCCCGCCGCUGGGACGCUGCGCCAACAGCUCCGGCUCCGGCGACGACAGCUUCAUGUUCAUCAAGGACGAGUUCGAUGGCUUGGACGAGCACUUUGAUGACUCCCUCAGCAACUACGACAUGGAGGAGCCCCAGCAGCACCAACCGCCGCAGCAGCAGCAGCAGCUCCGACCUGCCGUGGAGACGGAGCCCAGUCCCUGCUCCGGUUCUGGUUCGGGUUCCGGGUCUAGUAUGGAUGUGCUGCCCAGCCUGACCACCCUCAAUGGGAUGCAGUACAUCCGGAUACCGGGCACCAACACCUACCAGCUGCUCACAGCCGAGCUGCUGGGUGAACUGAGCCAGGAAGCAGGAGCCGGAGUGGCGUCGGUGCCCGUCAGCAGUCCCUGCUCCUCGCCACCUGCCGUCGUGGCCGAGGAGCUGCUUUUCAAGCAGGAAUCCCCGCCAGGAAUCCCCGUUGCCUACAGCCAGCAGGGACAGCAACAGCAGCCACAGAUUCUGGGAUCCUCGCCCAUUCUACCCGCUUUCUACGACCAGGAGCCGGUCAGCUUCUACGACAACGUGGUGCUGCCCGGCUUCAAGAAGGAGUUCAGCGACAUCCUGCAGCACCAGGAUCAGGCCGGACCCGGCGCCUCCGGCGGCGGCUGCCUCUCGGAUGAGAGCAUGAUCGAUGCCAUCGAUUGGUGGGAGGCGCACACCCCCAAGUCGGACGGCGGUCCCGUUUCCACUUCCAAUCUCACCAACGGCGACACCUCCGCCGUGCUUCUAUAA